AUGCCACUUUUAAACUGUUUUCGUGGCAUGUUUUCAUAUUCAUCGUACAACUCGUACAUUGUGGGAUCCAAUGCGCUUACGCUAGCUGCUCUGGCUAUUCCCAAUUUGUUUGCAUUUUGGUUGAAGCUCCAGCCAUUUACAUUCAUCUUUAGUUUGCGUUUAAUCUACUUGGCAGAGAUGAUAUUGGUCCCUCUCUGUAUUUACAACAUAUGGAAUGCCUCCGGAAAUGUCACACAUCCACUUCUUAGAUACAUCAACGUGCCAUUCAAGAACAUUGCAUUCAGACCUGGCCCUCUUUUAACCACCAUGAAAAAAGUGCUUGUUUUUCUUCGUACAGAACUCAAUGCACCCAGCAAACCAGCCCAACCAGUGGGCGCCCCUCAAGCACCAGUCGCACCUUUGCAAAACCUGAAAGACGAUGUUAAGUUCACCUCCUUGUUCUUAAAAGACCCCACCCCUCAACAGGAACAACAGCAACCAUCGAAUAUACCUGGCGUCAAACCACUCUCUGUUGCUCCUUUAGACACCAAUCACUUGAUCCCAACUGUAUUCAACGCAUCAUACACCAAAUCAAAGGUUGACGAAAUGGAAAUUGCUAGAGCUGCUUUACAACAUUAUGGUCAAGCUGACACUGCCAAACCCGCAGUUACUCUCACUGGCUCUGGAAUUCCUGUGACAAAGCAGCAUACCGGCCCAAAACUCAAGUAUACACCAUGCGUUCAACCACCUCUUCAGCCUACUAAAAAUCGUGAACGAUUGUUGUGGUUUUUAUCACCCACUCCUGAGAUUAUAGAUGAUUUCAGAAUUGAGCAGAUGAUUGAUCUUGAAAAGAAUUGGAACAGAUACAAUGAUCGCGCUUCUCGUGCGUACUAUGACAAGAUGACAAGCGUUUUGCUAAAGAAGAUCUUUAUCCCAUUGUCACAAUCAAUCGACUUUUUCAAUGAAAUGCUUACGCCCAGAAACAGAUCAGUAGCUGAUUGCCCUACUGCUACAGUGAUGCUGUCAAUGGUGAUGUCUACCACCCAAAAUAUUGCAUUCACGUUACCCGAGAUUGAGGAUUUCAUUAACGUCAAUGGCUAUUCGCAUGUAGAUGGUAGAAAGUAUGUUGUUGGUCGUAUCAAAGACCUUGCCUCAAGCAGUAGAAUGCAAACUUAUCGAUUCUUGCCAACUACUACUGGCAUGCCUACUGACGCUAUCAUUAUUAUGCAUGUUUUCCAACAAUAUUUGGCUCUCAAGGAACCAUAUGCAAUUCCUCCACUUGUUCCAGUCGAAGGUGAUUUGUUCAAGUUCCUUCUCGUAUAUAUCAAGAUUACUCCAGAAUUAGACCAUUGGAAUGUGUUUGAUUCAAUUAAUUAA
This is a messenger RNA of Mucor velutinosus, 1356 nucleotides long. RefSeq lists its product as uncharacterized. The transcript is spliced from 8 exons. The coding region runs from base 1 to 1356 and encodes 451 amino acids. Lineage: Eukaryota; Fungi; Mucoromycota; Mucoromycetes; Mucorales; Mucoraceae. The record is from RefSeq and is a predicted model, not a curated record.